This is a messenger RNA of Marmota monax (woodchuck), 996 nucleotides long. Its product is annotated as olfactory receptor 52P1. The coding region runs from base 7 to 996 and encodes 329 amino acids. Lineage: Eukaryota; Metazoa; Chordata; Mammalia; Rodentia; Sciuridae. Gene Ontology annotation, cellular component: membrane. The record is from RefSeq and is a predicted model, not a curated record. The transcript has a single exon. Gene Ontology annotation, molecular function: olfactory receptor activity; G protein-coupled receptor activity. Gene Ontology annotation, biological process: G protein-coupled receptor signaling pathway.
GAGAAGAUGUCCAGCACUCUUGGCCACACCAUGGACUCUCCUAAUCACACUAACCUGGACCCUUCUAUCUUCUUCCUCCUGGGCAUCCCAGGUCUGGAACAAUUCCACAUGUGGCUCUCACUUCCUGUGUGCUGCCUGGGCACAGCCACAAUCAUGGGCAACAUAACCAUCCUGGUUGUUGUUGCCACUGAGCCAGCCUUGCACAAGCCAGUGUACCUUUUCCUGUGCAUGCUCUCGACCAUCGAUUUAGCUGCCUCCCUCUCCACAGUUCCCAAGCUGCUGGCCAUCCUCUGGUGUGGAGCUGGACACAUCUCUGCCUCUGCCUGCCUGGCACAGAUGUUCUUCAUUCACACCUUCUGCAUGAUGGAGUCUACAGUGCUGCUGGCCAUGGCCUUUGAUCGCUAUGUGGCCAUCUGUCACCCACUUCGCUAUGCUACUAUCCUCACUGACACCAUCGUUGCCCGCAUUGGGGUGGUAGCUAUGGUGCGAAGCUCCCUGCUCAUGCUCCCGUGUCCCUUCCUCAUCAGACGCCUGAGCUUCUGCCAAAGCCACGUGAUCCCCCACACAUACUGUGAGCACAUGGCUGUGGUGAAGCUGGCCUGUGGAGAUACCAGGCCUAACCGUGUGUAUGGACUGACAGCCGCACUGUUGGUCAUUGGGGUUGACUUGUUCUGCAUUGGACUCUCCUAUGCCCUCAUUGCACAAGCUGUUCUUCGCCUCUCAUCCCAUGAAGCUCGGUCCAAGGCCCUGGGGACUUGUGGUUCCCAUGUCUGUGUCAUCCUCAUCUCUUACACACCUGCUCUUUUUUCUUUUUUCACACACCGCUUUGGCCACCAAGUUCCACUCCAUAUUCAUAUUCUUUUGGCCAAUGUCUAUCUGCUGUUCCCACCUGCUCUUAACCCUGUGGUGUAUGGAGUCAAGACCAAGGAGAUUCAUGAAAGGGUUUUCAGGGUGUUUCAGAGAGAUCAGAGAACUGGGUUAAAGGCAUCUGAGUGA